AUUUGCUGUGGAACUCUGUUGUACGUGGUAAUACUUUACUGACCGUACUUUUGUUUUAUUAUUUUAGCACUACAAAUCUAGUGCUAUCUUUGAUGAAGCGUUGGAUUUCUUGAACUUGUUUUUCACGUCUGUGUUUGCGUUGGAAUUUAUCUGCAAAGUGUUCGCUCUGACGUUUAGGCACCAUUUCAUGAGCCCAUCGUUUGACGAAAUACUUGACACUAUGAAUUUGAUAUUUACUGGAAUAUUUGCAAUGGAGUUUGCGUUGAAAGUGAUCGCAUUUAGGUGCAAGAACUACUUCGGGGACGCGUGGAACGUGUUCGACUUCAUCAUCGUCUUAGGCAGCUUCAUCGAUAUUAUUUAUGGCAAAGUCAGCCCUGGUUCCAAUAUAAUCAGUAUCAAUUUCUUUCGCCUGUUUCGAGUGAUGCGUUUGGUGAAGUUGCUGAGUCGCGGCGAAGGCAUCCGCACGUUGUUGUGGACGUUCAUGAAGUCAUUUCAGGCGCUUCCUUACGUCGCCUUGCUCAUCGUGUUACUUUUCUUCAUCUACGCUGUGAUCGGAAUGCAGGUGUUCGGCAAAAUUGCCUUGAAUCCGAAUACCUCAAUACACCGCAACAACAACUUCCAAACGUUUCCGGCGGCGGUUCUUGUCCUGUUCCGGUCAGCCACUGGCGAAGCGUGGCAAAAAAUCAUGUUGUCUUGUUCGAAUCGUCCAACAGCCGUCUGUGACCAAGAGUCUGACGACCGUGACCAGCCGUGCGGCAACGACUUUGCGUACCCGUACUUCAUUUCGUUCUUCAUGCUGUGCUCCUUUUUAGUGAGUGAUCUGAUUCAGAAGACGAAAGAUUGGUCGAUUCUUGGACCCCACCACUUGGACGAAUUCGUUCGCCUGUGGUCGGAAUACGAUCCUGACGCAAAGGGCAGAAUCAAACAUCUGGAUGUCGUGACGCUUCUGCGAAAGAUUUCACCGCCAUUGGGAUUUGGCAAGCUCUGUCCUCAUCGCCUUGCCUGCAAGAGGCUAGUGUCGAUGAACAUGCCCUUGAACUCAGACGGGACGGUGUGCUUCAAUUCGACGCUGUUCGCACUCGUUCGAACUAACCUGAAAAUCUACACUGAAGGUAAUCAGCAACACGCAUUGUUCGUAUGCAUAUGA
Soboliphyme baturini is the source of this 1147-nucleotide messenger RNA. The record is from the annotation of a GenBank genome assembly. NCBI's taxonomy places the organism in Eukaryota, Metazoa, Nematoda, Enoplea, Dioctophymatida, Soboliphymatidae.